Pseudogymnoascus verrucosus is the source of this 523-nucleotide messenger RNA. RefSeq lists its product as uncharacterized. Lineage: Eukaryota; Fungi; Ascomycota; Leotiomycetes; Thelebolales; Thelebolaceae. The record is from RefSeq and is a predicted model, not a curated record. Gene Ontology annotation, biological process: proton motive force-driven ATP synthesis. The transcript is spliced from 6 exons. Bases 77 to 382 code for a protein of 101 amino acids.
CUUCCAUGUCGUCCCGAGCCCUUUGCACUGAACACCUCCUGUCUUUAUCACCACAGAGACUCAAUUGAUCUUCAAAAUGAGCUUCGUUACCCGACGCGCGCUUUCCACGCUCAUCCCGCCAAAGGUGGCGUCGCCUUCUGGCCUGGGUGCAGCACAAGACGCUGCCCGCAUGCAGAGGGUUGUUAGCUUCUACGAGAAGCUUCCCCGUGGCGCAGCUCCAGAGGUUAAGGCCAAGGGCAUUUGGGGACGUUACCAGGCAAAGUACUUUGGAAAGAACCCAAGCGGUGCACCCAUCGUCCACGCCAUUGUCGCUGUUAUGGCCAUUGGAUAUGCGCAGAACUACUACUUCCAUCUCCGCCACCACAAGAACAACGCCCACUAGAUGCAUACCGAGCCUACUAUAUGGUAGAACGCCCUGAGCUAUGGGUUUAGGAGUUGUAAAUAUAAGAGAAUCAGUUUUAGCCCGAGAGUGGAUCUGUGAACGUCGUUGGUGAAUGCUACAAAUAUAGACUGAAAAUGUUCG